AGAAGUUGUCAAUGACAGUCGUCCAAGCUUUAAUUGUAGAACCUUAUUAUAAUUUUGCCGGGUCGCUUCUUUCAUUCAUCAGCUGUGGUUCAUAUUACGAGGUCAAAAUUUUUAUGCGCACGUGUGUUUCUGGGCGUUUGCAAAUCCUUUACUUGUCUGUCAUUGCAUUUUCAAGUAUAGUCAAAAGUGAUCGGAAGUCUUAGUGAAAAAGCAUUUACUACUGCGCGUUUAAGUUUGAAUAAAAAAUGUCUGCUAAUUCGGUGCUAUUGGAUUUUUCAUUGGAUCCUACCCGCAUCAGUGAUGAGGUGUCCCGGAAAGAUAUUGUAAAGCAGUGCAAGGAGCACCUGGAAAAAUAUCUGCCAGGAUUAAAAAUAACCUACGACAUGCUGACGGAUGAUGGCUAUCUGUGUAUGCUCACAGCACCUGGUGCCAUUGUUACGACGAUUCGUUUCUUCAAUCAGGGGCUUAUUACAAUUAACAUCGAGUAUUACAGAGCAGAGUGCGAAGCUCCAAAGGUUUCUUUCGAACAAAUCAAAUCGUUAGAGAAUGUUUUGCGCCUUAAGUUGGAAGCAAAACGUUCUAAGCACCUUCCACCGAUAAAAAGAGGCAGUAACGUUGAUGUUUACCUAACAAGCUCAGAUGAACGCGUUAUUGAAUAUGACAUCGAUAAGGUGUUGUACGACAAACGAUCAGAUUUCCAAAAAAUUCAAAUAGUCCAUUCCAAAAGUUUGGGCAAUAUGCUCGUCCUUGAUGAACUCCAAAAUAUAGCGGAAGCCGAUCUGAUUUAUACAGAAACGUUAAUGCGUCGUGGUGUGGAAAACUACAAGGAUAAGGAAAUCUGCAUUCUUGGUGGCGGCGACGGCGCAUUGUUAUAUGAACUUCUCAAAGAAAGCCCGAAACAUGUACUUAUGCUUGAAAUAGAUGAGCUUGUUAUGCAAGCGUGCAACAAGUACAUGAAUUCGAUCUGUGGUGACGUGUUGGAAAGACGCAAAGCCGAAAAUUACGAAAUUAUCGUCGGCGAUUGCAUGGUUUAUUUGAGCAAGUACAUUAAAGAGAAACGCAAAUUUGAUUAUGUUUUUGGUGAUUUAACUGAUAUUCCUAUUUCGGAUACACCAACUGGUGAAAUAUGGGAGUUUAUUCGCUCAAUCCUGGAAUCUUCUUUCCAAGUUUUGAAGCCUGGUGGCAAAUUUAUGACUCAUGGGAAUGGAGUCAGCUGUCCAGAAUCACUUCAAAUGUAUGAGGAACAACUAGCCAAAUUAUCACCUAAGGUUAGUUUUACCAAAUGCUCUGCAUUCGUUCCCUCAUUUAUGGAAGAAUGGGUUUUUUAUCAAGUACAACGUGAAAUGGAUGGUGCAGUUAACGUUUGACUCCAGAAUCUAGCUGGUAUUUCUCGUGAAUUUAUGACUUAUGCCAUUUUGCAUCUAUACUCGAACUGUUGGCGUAACCCAUUGGUAUUUGUAGAUUGCAAAUAUUCACCUUCUAGUAUCUAUAGUAUCAAUGUCAAAACAUUUAAGACGUAACAUUUUGUAGUCAUUUAGCACCUUACUAUCCAGCUUCCAGAAUGAGCAUAUUAUUUGUCUAAAGUUAAAUAACUUUCUCGACCGUUUGGUGACUGGUCAUGAUCUAUUUGUAUUUUUAUGUUUAUAGGUUUUUUAAUAAGUUGAUAUUUGUAAAAAGCACAAAGCAUUUACGUUGUACUUACAUACAUAAAACAACAGAAAGUCGAAUAGUUCCUUUAAUUUUUAUUUAAUCGUUUUAUAUAGCGUCGAAGUUUUUUUUUUUUUUUCGAGUGACAUACAUAGAUGUAUUCGAAAAUAAAGCAGAUAAUAAUUGUACUACAUAAACCAUAUGUUACACUAGUAGCAAAUACAACUCAAACUCUUCUUCUCACUGUUGCUAAACAGGAUUGUCAUUGUUUGAAAUACAGUUUUCAAAUUAUUUCAUA
Molecule: messenger RNA, 1945 nt
Organism: Wyeomyia smithii (pitcher-plant mosquito)
Lineage: Eukaryota; Metazoa; Arthropoda; Insecta; Diptera; Culicidae
Gene: Sms
Product: spermine synthase
Exons: 5
Coding region: 246-1367 (373 amino acids)
Biological process (GO): spermine biosynthetic process
Molecular function (GO): spermine synthase activity
Source: RefSeq, a predicted model, not a curated record